This is a messenger RNA of Loxodonta africana (African savanna elephant), 5201 nucleotides long. RefSeq names its product complement receptor type 2. The transcript is spliced from 20 exons. NCBI's taxonomy places the organism in Eukaryota, Metazoa, Chordata, Mammalia, Proboscidea, Elephantidae. The coding region runs from base 940 to 4452 and encodes 1170 amino acids. The record is from RefSeq and is a predicted model, not a curated record.
UAAUCAUUGCAAUGUGUGAUUUCUAAAGAAAGUUGAAGAAUUUGUUUUCUCUCUGAUUUUUUUUUCCUCCUUUAUCUUUUAUAAUUAGGAAUUCUGUCAUUAACCAAAUCCUAUUGGCUUUCUCCAAGUAUUUUCCCUUGCCAUCAAAGCUGGAAAUUGUCCUUUCAUCAUUUGAAGAAAUACAGUUUUUGUUCAGAAGGCUCCUAUUAUAGAGAAUAAGUAGAAGAUUGGGGGGUUCAGAAAGAGGAGCUCUUCAGGGAGAGCUUAGAGAACUUGAGGUAUUCUUCACUAGGAACUGAUAUUUUUUUUCUUCUAAAUAGUAUACUUGAAAGAAGUGACUAAGUCCAUGCAGCUGAGAAUUGGUUUGUUCUGGUGACGAUUUGCUACCCGGUAUCAUUUAAGGUUCUGGUUAAACGGCAAAUCUUCUAUCAGUGUGUCCCAGAAGGUAUGGCAGUACUCUGGAAUAAUGAGUUUCCUGUCUGUGAACGUGAGUAGAAAACAAAAAUAAUCAAGUUUGGAUCUUGCCCUAUGAUUUUUGGUGUGUUGCCAUGAAUUUAUCGAUUGUAACGCCUUGUCCGUGUAUGUGCUUUGGAUUCUAGCAUGUAUGUUCUAUAUGUUCUAGAAUGCAGACUAAAAGUGUUAGCUGUAUUUUUUCAAUUGAUUAAACAUUUUAUUGAGUGUUCUAUAUAUGUGGAGAUAAAAGUUCUCAAAAGUCACCGCUACUGAGUAUAGCACUGUGUUAAAAUGGUAUGGCUGUCUUUUUAUGCCAAUUCUUAUGUGGAAGAGCUCAUCUUGUGCCUAAUGGAAAUUAACCAGAAGUUCCAGAGGUUGGCAGUUUUCUCUUUACUCUGAAAUUCACUCAGGAAAGGUGUGACUAUACCAAAGCAGCUAUAAGCAGUGAAUAUCACACAUGCCUAUUAGGACAAGUAAAUAAAGAAUAUGAGGUCAUCGUGCAAAACUACUUCCUGUGGCUUUUCCAAGGGGUCCAGCAUCAAGGGAGGAGAAGUGACCUACAAUGAGGCUACAGUAUCUUUAGUGGCAGGACAGAAUGUGGUCACACUGCCUGUAACCCCAGAUGGCUGUCUGAACCAGGCAUUGAAUAACAACUGUUUUCCAGGGAUUUCUUGUGGUCCUCCGUCUGUUGUAGAAAAUGCUAGAAAAUUUUAUCUUUCUGGCCCCAUUGCUGUUGGCAGCGUGAUAAGAUACAGUUGUUUGCCUAACUUCCGCCUCAUUGGAGACAAAAUUCUUCGUUGCAUUAGUAAAGACAACUUGACUGCAGUCUGGGAUAAAGCUACUCCAAGAUGUGAAUUUCACAAUAAAUAUUCUAUUUGCUCUGAGCCCAGAGUACCAGGGGGAUACAGAAAUAAGGAAUCUAGACCACCGUACAGACAUGGUGAUUCUGUGACAUUUACGUGUAAUACCAACUUCACCAUGAAAGGAAACAAAUCUGUUUGGUGCCAAGGAAAUGGAACAUGGGGACCUACACCAUUACCAACCUGUGAGAGUGAUUACCCCCUGGAGUGUCCGCCACUUCCCAAGAUCGCCAAUGGCCAUCACACGGGUGAGAAUGGAGGCCCCCUUGCCCCAGGAUUAUCUGUGACUUAUAGCUGUGACCGUGGAUACUUACUUCGUGGAGAGAAGACCAUCACCUGUUUGUCUUCAGGAGACUGGAGUGCUCUGAGUCCCACAUGUAAAGAAGCACAGUGUCAAUCUCCAGGACGAAUUCCCAAUGGGCAGGUAAAGGUCCCCACAAGUCUUCAGGUUGGCGUAACUGUGAACUAUUCCUGUAACGAAGGGUAUCGACUCCGAGGCCAGCCUUCUAGUCAGUGUGUAAUUGCUGGGCAGCAUGCUGUUUGGACCAAGAUACCAGUAUGUGAAGUAAUUCUUUGCCCACCACCUCCUGCUAUUCACAAUGGAAGACAUACAGGCAGCUCUUCCGAGCCUGUUCGAUAUGGAAGCACAGUCAUUUAUACUUGUGACCCAGACCCAGAGAAAGGAGUUACCUUCAUCCUUAUUGGGAAUAACACUAUCCACUGUACAAGUGAUAGUCAGAGGACUGGGAUCUGGAGUGACUCUGGCCCACGCUGUGAACUUUCUACUUCUGCUGUUCGGUGCCCACAUCCUCAAGUCCUAAAUGGAUAUACAUUAUCUGUGCAAAAGAAGGAAUAUGCCUAUAAUGACAGUGUGACGUUUGCUUGUGUGUCUGGUUUCACCUUGAACGGCAGAAAUCGAGCCCGAUGUAAUGCUCAAGGCAUGUGGGAUCCAUCAGUACCAGUCUGUGAAAAGGAGUGCCAGGCCCCUCCUAAAAUCCUCAACGGGCAAAACAAAGAUAGACACAUAGUCCGCUUUGACCCUGGAACAUCCGUAAAAUACAGCUGUGACCCUGGCUACGUGCUGGUGGGAGAAGAAUACAUACGUUGUACUUCAGAGGGGGUGUGGAAACCCAAAGCCCCCCAGUGCAAAGUGGCAGAGUGUGAACCUAUAGGAACAGAACUCUUUAAAAAACCCCAGGAUCAUUUUAUUCGACAAGAUGUUAACUCUUCCUGUGAUGAAGGGUACCGGCUGGGCGAGAGUGUUUAUCAGCAGUGUCAAGGCACAGUUCCUUGGUUUAUGGAAAUUCGCCUCUGUAAAGAAAUCACAUGCCCACCACCUCCUGUUGUCUACAAUGGGAUACACUCAGGAAGUUCCUUGGAGUACGUUCCAUACGGAACCACCGUCACUUACACGUGUAACCCAGGGCCAGAGAGAGGAGUGAAAUUCAACCUCGUUGGGGAGAGCACCAUCCAUUGUAUAAGCAAUGACCAAGAGACAGGCAGCUGGAGUGGCCCUGCUCCUCUCUGUGAACUUUCCACCCCCUACGUUCAGUGCUCAGAUGCCCACGUUGCAAAUGGGAGCAAGGUAUUUGGCAAGGAAGCCCCAUAUUUCUACAACGACAGUGUGACAUUCAAGUGUCAUGAUGGAUUUAAUCUGAAGGGCAGCGGUCAGAUUCGUUGCAUAGCCAAUAACACCUGGGAACCUGAAAUACCAGUUUGUGAAAAAGACUGCCAGCCACCUUCUGGAAUCCUCCAUGGUCAGCAUACAGGUGGGAAUAGGGCCCUCUUUGUCUCUGGGAUGACUGUCGACUACACCUGUGACUCCGGCUACUUGCUUGUGGGAAACAAAUCCAUUCACUGCAUGCCUUCAGGACUGUGGAGUCCUGCCCCACGAUGCGAAGGUACUGUCAGUCCCAGGGUUAUUUUUCCCUUUGAUAAUGAGAUCUCUGUAAGUAAUUCCAACUUUGCUCCUCUAGAAGGAUCAUGUAAGCCUGUGAAAGAUACACAAGAGAUUCCAUAUGAGGCACGUGUGGUAACAUUUAAUGUAUCCUGCCAAGCUGGGUACCGAUUGACUGGAUUUUCUUAUCAGAAGUGUCAAGAUGCUGAGAAUGGGGUUUGGUUCCAAAGGUUUUCACUUUGUAAAGUUAUUCACUGUCCACCUCCACCAAUAAUUGCAAAUGGGAGGCUCACAGGCGUGACAGGAAAACACUUUCUAUACGGAAAUGAAGUUUCUUAUGAAUGUGGCCAAGGAUUCCAACUUCUGGGAGAGAAAACUAUACAAUGCCUGAGUGAUGCUGAAGGACACGGAGUUUGGAAUGGGCCUCCCCCAGAGUGCUUCCAAUCUCUUCCUGUGACUCACUGCCCUAGCCCAGAAGUAAAACAUGGAUAUACGCUAAAUAAAACUCUUUCUUCAUAUUUCCACAAUGACAUAGUAUAUGUCGCCUGCAAUACUGGCUUCAUCAUGAACGGCAGUCACUCGAUUAGAUGUCAUUCCAGUAACACAUGGGUUCCAGGUAUACCAACUUGUAUCAGAAAAGCUUUCCUAGGGUGUGAACCUCCACCUAAGAUCCCCAAUGGGUGGCACACUGGUGAAGAUACAGCUCGAUUUCCGCCUGGAGUGUCAAUCCUGUAUAGCUGUGACCCAGGCUACCUGCUGGUGGGAGAGGAACUCCUCAUUUGUACACAUGAAAGAACCUGGAGCCAACCUGUCCCCUUUUGUAAAGAGGUCAACUGUAGCUUCCCAGAAUAUAUUAGUGGCAUGCAAAAGGGGGUGGAGCCCGGGAAGAUGUAUCACUAUGGAGCUACUGUAACUGUGGAGUGUGAAGACGGAUAUACCCUGGAAGGCAGUCCUCAGAGCCAGUGCCAGGAGGAUCACAGAUGGAACCCCCCGCUGGCUGUUUGCAAAUCCCGCUCACUUGCUCCUCUCAUUUGUGGUAUUUCCACAGGUUUAGUAUUUCUUGUCAUCUUGGUUGCUGUCACUUUAUACAUGAUAUUAAAAGACAAAAGGGUCGCUAUGAGUCGGAAUCGACUCGAUGGCACUGAGGGCACUUAUUAUACAAAUAUGACCCCUAAAGAUGGAGUUCUUCCCGUAGAAACACGAGAAGUAUAUUCUAUUGAUCCAUACAGCCCAGCAAGCUAAUCAGAAGACAAACUGGAUGCCUUGUUGCUUGGAAUCCAACUGAACAUUGGAAAGAAACCACUCCAGUAUCAGCAAGUCUCUUGGCAUGGUCUUAGCAUCAAUGAGAUUGUUUCAUAAGCUAUAACUUCCUAUAUGCACUUAUUCUCAAGCAGAACAAAGAAAGUUUGCUUGAUGGUAAAGAUGAGAGCCCAGUGUCACUGCCACUUGCUCUUCAGAGACUUUUGGAAGCCUCACCUGUGAUGUGCCUGGACCAGGCUCUGGCUGUAAACAACUGUACCAUCUUCUGAGGAAGGCCCUGAGCAGAGCUGUCCUCAUCAUCUCCUGCCCUUGUAUCUAGCCCCAUCUUCUUGUUACCCGCAUGCUGUUACCGCACAUUUUGUGUUAUAAUAUGGUUUUAAUAAUUUAAACAAAAUAUGAAACAUUUCCUGUGAUUUUGAUGGGUGUAUCUUUGUUGGGAACUCUGCCUUCAUUCUAAUAUAACUUCCUUCUCUGAUACGACUAUUCCACUUUUAUCCUCACUUGGUGUGAGUUUUUCUCAGAAUAUAUGCUUUGCCUUUCCAUAAUCAUGCAGUAUUUGCACAAGGGUUUUGAAAUUACGGGAGUCAAGUUUUAAUUCAACAGUUUUGGAGUAUAAUUCAAGCUUUGGAUAUUUUUGGCAGUUUUGUCAAAUGCUUGUAAAAUGUCAUUUAACAAUGUGUAUAUUAACCAUUCAAAUAAAUUUUAGCCUAAGUAAAAACACUUGCCUUAUA